Molecule: messenger RNA, 2829 nt
Organism: Ostreococcus tauri
Lineage: Eukaryota; Viridiplantae; Chlorophyta; Mamiellophyceae; Mamiellales; Bathycoccaceae
Product: unnamed product
Exons: 1
Coding region: 1-2829 (942 amino acids)
Source: RefSeq, a predicted model, not a curated record
AUGUCCGCCGCGGACUGGCGCGCCCGCGUCGCCUCGCACGACGACGCGGGCGCGCGCGCGGACGACGCGGUCGACCGCGCGGACGACCGCGCGGGCGGGGCGAUGCGUCGGGCGUGGAUGACGUGCGCGCGCGUCGUGGGCGCGUCGACGAAUUCGACUCGACUCCCUCGCGUCGACGCGGCGAAGCUCGAGCGCUUCAGCGACCGCGCGCUCGAGCGAUUGCGCGCGCGAUGCGCGCGGGCGCUGGAGAGCGUCGAGCGCGGGAUGGGCGACGCCGACGCGGCGGUGCGAGCGGCCGAAGUGCGAGAGGAUGUGGAAGAUGGACGAAACAGCCGCGGGAUGAUUUUCGACGAGAAAACGGUCGAGGCGCUCGCGAAGACGGUCGCGGUGGGGGAUAAAUCGAGACGAGAAGCUGUGAAUGCGAUGCGGGCGAUCGAUGCGGUGAUCGAAAGACGACGACGGCGACGAGAGACGCGGUACACGAGACGCAUCGAAGCGAUACCGCGAGACGCCACGCGGUUGAUCGACGAGUACGGCAUGCGCAGGUUCAUACAUCGAGGGAUCGACGUGGAGGGGUUGGACGAUGCUGUGUUCGAACGUUUCUUCAAUCGUUGCUUGGAGGGACUCGAGAACGAGGGUUUUGUGCAGGAGCGGUUGGUUCCGGUGGAUCACCUGGUGCGGCUCGUGAAGAGCGGACUUUGGGGGAUUUAUUGGAAGGAGUACGCCGACGGCGCCAUGAUGGAAGCUCUGAAGCAUGGGUGCAGUGGGAUCUCCAUUAGUCUGUACGCGAUCGGGGACACCGAUCCGCUCGGUGAGGACGCGUUCGAGGGGAUUCCAAGCGCUUCGACGCUCCUCUCCGGACCGAGCGCGUAUUUGUGGUGCCUGUUUCAGUUGAUGAUGCUUCCGGCUCUCGUGCUUCUGGGCGGAUUCUUGUUGCCGUCGGUGCGUCGGACGUUACACAUGGCUCGCUUCAUGUUCUCAUCGUCCUUGUGGCGCGCUAAACACGUGUCAUCGAGUUUCGUCGCACUGGCUCUGUGCUAUACGCCGUACUGGGGCCUGGGUAUGGCAUGCGUGAUUUUGUUUCUCGCCACAGAGACGUACGAACCGGGUACCGUUCUGGACGUAAUCGUACCGGCGACGUUAUCUUUCACCAUCACAUCCUUCGUCGCGACGUGCCUGGCUUCGGUGGAUGUGAAUCAGUAUAGCAAGAUGUCCGCGGUAACGUUAUUCUUCCCAGGCGGGAAAACGGAGCUCCCAGAUGGUGACAGUAAGUUGGUCCAAGAACAUCCUACGGUUGACACCCUUCGCGUGCGAGAAAUUCCUAUCGCGCUCCGCGUGCCGCAUAGCACGAUCGGAGCGAACGAUUCUGUCGACGAAUUACCCGAGAGGACGAAUGGUUUGUUGAAUGGUGAGAGCAAACGUAAGAACGGUAAGAGCGGCGACCAAGCGCCACGCUGGAUGGUAGAAAUGGGCGAAUUUGCGAGCAACCUGCAGGCAAAGACAGAGGUGUUCAACACACGCACAAAGUCGUCCAAGACGCACUCAACGAAACACGGUGCACAGAACGCGCGCCGGGACGUGCACGCCAAAGAUAGUAUCGAAGAUAUCAUCGCGAAGAACAAAUUGCUGCAGUUGAAAAGCAUCACAGAAGCAGAUGUCGUAAACGCGCUGCUACAGCGGACGAAUGAAGAGAUUUUGCGAACUUAUUGGUUUAGAGUUAAGAGCACAUGGUUCCAACAAGCGAGUUUUCUGUUGAUGGCGAUCGUACUUUCGCUGCUUCCAUUCCUACUUCGCAGGGUUUCGUACAACUUGUCAGCGUUCGGUCAGCCCAAACAGAGUGGAUUUUGCAUCCGUGAUAGCGUGCAUGGAUUCAUACCGUCUUUCGUGGGACUGCAAUCGUGUCCAGCUUCCGUCGAUAUCACAAGGGGAUUCGUCCACGCAUUUACAACGGACGUCAGCACAAUGGACGGCACUUCUGGAAACACGAGCAUCAUCAUCGCAUUUUGUUGGAAUGUGAUGACCCUGCACGUGAUCUUCGUCACUUCGCGUUGGAUCUGUUCGUGUACAUAUCAUCGCAUGUUAUAUUGGUUGUUUUUCCAGGCGUCGACGGAUCCAUCGACGGCUACAUCAUAUGACGUCCCAUACGUGAAUCUCUGUCAGGCAUGGUUACCGUGGAUUCGCAUCCGAAUGGUCGUGGAGGAUCACAGAGAGCUCGAACAGUACUGGUGCCAGUAUUAUCUCACACACUUCGUCGCUUUAGUCAGCGGUAUCCUGAUCGUGGGCAUGGCUCAAAUUCUUCGGCUGUUCUUCAUGUAUGAUUUCACCUCAAUCGCGUCGCCUGAAGUUCACGCGCCGAUUUAUCCUCUCAUCGUGUCCACCGUUCUGACCAUUCCGAUCAUCAUCCUCACUUCCACCGCAGCCAAGGUACAAAUGAUUCAGGAACGGGACGUGGUGAACGUGCAAGAGGCGCGAUGGAAGCUCUUCCUUGACAACUCCACCAUCCUCAACGCGGGCAUGGAAAAGGACAAGGCCGACAUCGUCAACAGAAACAAACGCUCCAUCGAGGGUCUUCAAGAGCUCGAACGCAUCCUCGAACGUCGCAACGCCGACGCAUGGCCUAGUAUAUUCGGAUUCAGGAUCGGCGAAGGAGCGAAAACUGCGAGUUACGCCCUUGGAUUCAUCUCUGCCGCGCUCGCCGCGUGCGCCAUCGCCAUCGACGCCUUCCAGGGAGCUCGGAGCAACUCCAACAACGUGAACGUUCGCGACAUGGUGCGCCUCGGCAUCGCGCAUCUCACCGCGAUCAUUCGCACCAACCACACGUCCUCAUGA